AAUAAAUCUAAAAAUGUCAAAUGCUCUAGUGGCUUAAGUUGUUAGUAAUGUUAAUACUUGGAUAUCUACGGGGCCGUGCAAAUGUUUUAUUAUAUAACACAAAAAUAUGACACUUUGACCCACCCCAUUUACCCGGUAACUUUGUUUAACCUUUCCAUUGAGAUUAUUGAUUAGUAUUAAUAUUAUAAUUAUAUGAUUGGGAUUGGGGGGGGGGUGUCAUUUGUAAUAAUACUAAAUGAUAAUGAUUAAUGUCUCAUUUUUAAUAUUAACCAAAUGUUUAUUUUACAUACAGUACAGUCCUGUAGGACUUUAGUUUAGGCAGGCACUUUAGGAAAGCUGUAAAAAGACUAAUACUUAAUAAUAAGUAGGCCAAUUUAAAAUAAAUUUACCUUUCAUCAAUGUUCAUUAAUUUCUUUUUAAAAAUCGUUAUAUGGGUGUUCUAGGUAUAAAAAAAGUAACAUAGCUCUCUUACACCCCCUUCCCUUUUUAACACAAUGUAACAAAAUGAUAAACCAAGCCCUUUAUAGGUACAGUAUAAUAUGUGCUCUGUCAUAAUACUCUGUCAGGUCUAUAAUAUUCUUCAAAUGAAAAAUAUAAAUGAAUGGAUAAAAUUAGAAGAUUAAAAACAUACAUUAAAUAGAAUUUAAUAAAUACACUUAUUUAGUGUAUUAUAGUAACAUUUUAAUAUUUGCUUUUAAAAUAUGUUUGCAGUUGCAGUCAUUCAAACUCAAAGCAGUCAAAGUGACACUGACCUUUAACUCACUCAUUACUCAGUACCGGGGAACUGGUUUACUUCGCAGUUAAAAUUGCUUUGAUUUGAGAGAGAUGACUAGUUCCCAUCGUGGCCAGGUGCUUUCUCUGUAUAAACAAAUACUGCGAAUCUCCAAACUUUGGAAGUCAAAUACUGGUCAACACGAGGAUACCAAAGUUGAGAGAUAUUACAUAAAACAUGAAUGUCAAAGACUUUUCAGGAGAAAUAAAUCUGUAAGUUAACCUCAAAAUUUGAGUUUCCCAGUCACAAAUGACAUUUAAUUGUUGUACCACGUAUCUAUAAAUUAUGAGUAUUUGCCAAGUAUAACACAUAAAUAAAUAUUUUGUUCGAUUAUUGUCAAUGGCAGUGUUUCCCAAAUUCAAUUCAUCAGCCUCACUAUCUCCUCCUUGUCUAUUUGAACCAAUGGCAAGGGUUAGUCAAACAACUGAAAAGAGACCAGCAUGCAGUAGAUGGCCAGCAAAUUUUUUGUUUUACUGUGCUCUUUAUGCAUUCAUGUUGCAGGAGUUGUCCAAAUUUUCAUUGUGUCAAUGUCAUACCGCCUUCGGGACUCUUAUGUCCUCGUUUGAUUUCUCUUAGAUGAGUUGCCAUCCAAGGCAUCUUUUACCACGAAAUGUUAGUUGUUUACAUUUUUUUUUUUUUUUUUUUUUUUUUUAAAAAAAGAUAUAUCAUUUUUUUAAAACAUAUUUAUACCAUAAUAAUUUUAGGGAAUGUAAAAGUAAAAAAUGUCAAAAGAAAAAAUUUUUUUUUUUUUUUUUUUGUUUUUUUUUUUUUUUUUUUUUUUUUUUUUAUUUUUUUUUUUUUUUUUUUUUUUUUUUUUUUUUUUUUUUUUUUUUAAAAAAAGAUAUAUCAAUUUUUUAAAACAUAUUUAUACCAUAAGUAAUUUAGGGAAUGUAAAAGUAAAAGAUGUCAAAAGAAAAAAAUCAUUGGAUUAUGAAAAGGUGGAUGUCAUGUUGUAUGCUCAAGACAAUCUUGUUUUUUGAAGAUGGCUCUGAAACAAGGCACUAAAUAAGAAAAAUUUAAUGUGUAAUAAGUCUUAUGUUUCCAGUCUACACAACUUGAGUCAAGAAAAAAUAUUAAUUCUUUUUCGGAAAUACUGAUUAGGGGGCUAAACCUAAAAAAUAAAGCCAUUUUUCUGUUUAUUGAUAAGAAAAAUAUUGAUAUGUAAAGUGGAUUCUUUUCAGGAAACGUCAAAUGAAAAAGUCCAUGAGUACAUUAAAGAAGCUGAGACCAGGAUAGCACUAGGUAUAAUUUCAUUUAUAGUAAAAAUAAAUAACAAUAAUUGUGUGAUCCAUUAAUAAUCUUUUAUCUUUAAUACUGGUAACACAAUAAAAAUAACAUUGUAAAUUUAGAACAAAAACUGUAAGCACAAUUAUGAAAACACCAUAAUUAAGAAGUAAAGUUGAACCAAUUAUAUGAUUGCAAACUUUUGUGUUCACAGUUUUUUGUUGUCUAAUAAUAAUAAUAUAGUAAUGAGUUUUCCUGUCUUUAGCACUUAAAUAUUUAAUUUUAUGUCCUUGUCACACACAGCUCAGCAUUACGGUAUCCCAUAUCCUCGAUUGGUAAGUUUCAUUAUUAGUCAGGGUUACAGUUAUAAGUUGCUCAAUAAUGAUUUUGAAGUUAAAUAGAAAACAAUAAUUUUUAAAUAUGGUAUUUUUAAAUGGAGACAGAAACUACACGUUUGAUACAGAAAUGGGUUCCUAUAAAGAUGUAGAUACACAUAUCUUUUAGUUUUAGGGUUUUUCAAGUUCCAUUAGUAAGAAUCAAAAGUUUAUUUAUAAAGGGGUUUAACUAUGGUACUAAAAGAUAUUAAAUCAAAUUGACAUUAUAAAUUGUAUUGAUUAAUCCACAGAUGAACGUGCCUCAUAAUGUACUUUCUCCAAACAAAGCCUCUCAGUUUAAAAGAGAUCAGAGAAUCCUUCAACAGGCUACUCCUAUUUAUCUCAAAUCUUAUGAAAAUAAUAGAAAAUCAUCAGGAUGAUACUGACAUACUGUAUUUAUUGGAGUAUAACACACCCCCGCUUAUAACGCGCACCUCAAUUUAAGAAGGAAAUUUCAGGAAAAAAGACUAAACAUUACAUCACGUAUAACACGCACACAUCAUUUUCCCCCUAUUUUCAGGGAGAAAAAGUGUGUGUUAUACGCCAAUAAAAAAGUAUACCAAUGUCACAUUUUCUUAAAAAGACAAGUAGGCUACAUUUCAAGAAAGUUUCUUUUUCUUCUAAUAAUCAAAUUAUUAAUGUCCAUUUUUAUCUUAUGACAAAAUUAAUUUGCAUCAUAAAAAUUUCUGCACAAACAAAAUAAAAUAACCAAGAACUCAUUAACUAAAUUAUUUUUAAGGCCUUUGAUAAAAUACUAGCCCACAGUUAAGUAACUCAGUGAAUAUCAGUAUGAGUUUAAAUACCUGUAUAAUAAUUAUAUCGAUUCAAUAUUGUGUUUAUAGGUUUGGUAUAUUUUGUAUCCUUUUUUGCUUUAUUUUGGCUCUUGGCCAUUAUACAUAAUACAGGUC
Molecule: messenger RNA, 3278 nt
Organism: Lymnaea stagnalis (great pond snail)
Lineage: Eukaryota; Metazoa; Mollusca; Gastropoda; Lymnaeidae
Source: the annotation of a GenBank genome assembly